Thecamonas trahens ATCC 50062 is the source of this 2199-nucleotide messenger RNA. RefSeq names its product glucokinase regulatory protein. The transcript has 3 exons. The coding region runs from base 1 to 2199 and encodes 732 amino acids. Gene Ontology annotation, molecular function: fructose-6-phosphate binding; enzyme inhibitor activity; carbohydrate binding. Gene Ontology annotation, cellular component: mitochondrion; nucleoplasm; cytosol. The record is from RefSeq and is a predicted model, not a curated record. Gene Ontology annotation, biological process: response to fructose; glucose homeostasis; negative regulation of glucokinase activity. Lineage: Eukaryota; Apusomonadida; Apusomonadidae.
AUGACCACUCCCGCCCGUGUCACCGAGCAGGCGCAUGCCCUGACAACCAAGCUGUCGCAAGCAACCACACCCCAUGCCAUCCGCCUCCUUGCAGCUGCCGACGCAGGUGUGUAUGCUGGCUCCACCCCAUACCCAGGCCUUGUCGACCCGCCCCUGCUGGAGGCUGCGGCGGCGGCUGCCGCUCUCCUGGCUCCGGCUCUCCGUUCAGCGGCGGCUGACGAAACCCUGGUGGUGCUCGGCGGAUGUGGAACGUCCGGUCGGCUGGCCUUCCUCACCGCCACUGCCUACAACGCCGUGGCUCCGGCGCCUCGCUUUGCCUACACCCUCGCCGGUGGCGACGUGGCCCUGGUCCUCUCGCGCGAGCUACCCGAAGACGAUCCGCACCUCGGGGCCGACGACCUAGCUGCCGCCAUUGCCUCUGCGCCCUCUCCGCCAGCUCACGUUGUCUACGUCGGCAUCUCGUGCGGGCUCUCGGCGCCGUAUGUUGCUGGUCAGAUCGAGUACAUGCUCCACCACUACGCUGCCGAUCCGGCCUCGGGUGCCAUUCUCAUCGGCUUCAAUCCAGCCGAGCUCGCUCGUGACGCGCCCAUCGAGGGCUGGCCGCAUACUUUUGCUUCGCUUCUCAACGGGCGGUUUGCAGACGCGGCCGCGGCUGCUCCGGCCUCGUGGAUUUUGCUCAACCCGGUCAUUGGUCCCGAGCCGGUCGCUGGCUCGUCGCGGAUGAAGGGCGGAUCCGCCACUAAGGUCCUUCUCGACACUGUCCUCGCUGGCGCCGCCACCAUCGCGGCUGGCGCCAAGGCCGCAAGCCCAGGACUGCUGCUCAAAUGCUUCAACUCGCUUGACAACGCUAGUGUCGCCGCCUACGGUGCCGGGCCGGCACUGGUGGAUCUUGUCGACGCCGCCGCUGCAGCCGUCCGCGGCGGCGGCCACAUCUACUACGUCGGCGGUGGCGAUGCCGCAACGCUGGGCGUCAUUGAUGUCUCGGAGAUGGUGGACACCUACGGUGCACCACCCGAUCAGAUCCGUGCCUUUGUGGCACGCGGUUGGGCCGCGCUCCGUAACGCCGAGGGCGACAUGAUCGCUGCCCAUCCCGACUCGCCGCUGCUGGACAUUUCGCUGGAUGCCUUUGUCGCGCUUGUUGUGCCGAGCCUCACCGCAAACGACCUUGUCGUCGGCCUCAUGCCUACUGCCGCCGAGUCGGCCGCCGAUGGUGGCAAUGCCGCUGCUGCCGUCAUGGCCGCGCUCCGUGGUGCGCUGGAGCUUCCGUCGCCGGCGGCGACCCCAGUCCUUGGUCUGGUUGCCAUCGGCGAGCCGGGGCUCGUCGGGGACGCUCGCUACGAGUGGGAUAGCCUCGUUGGCCUUGCCACCGCCGCCGUCACCGUCAAUUUGCGCGGGCCGAGUCCUUACACGCUACCCGGCGAGGCGACGACACUGGCGGUCGAGGCAAGGGCCCACCUUGCGCUGAAGAUCAUCCUCAACACGGUGACGACACUUGCCAAGGUCGCCGAGGGCGUCGUCUUUGGCAACCGCAUGAUCAACAUGGGCAUCAACAACAACAAGCUCUACUACCGGGCCAUCGACAUGAUUGCCACACUUAUGGCGGUUCCGACGCAGCGGGCACACGCUUGCCUCCUGGGCGCCAUCUACGGUGCGCCGGGGCUUGCCGAAGCUGCGGCCGCAGGCGUCGACGAUGAGGGCGCUGAACGGGUCCGCCACCACAUCGAGAUUGCUACGCCGCGCGCUAAUGUGCUUCCGCGGGCGCUGCUCCUCGCGGGUCUCGGUGACGACGCUCUUGACACUCUCGAUGACCUGCUCGCCUCGGAGCCAUCGGUGGCGCGGGUGCUCGAGGCGCACGGGCUUUGGUGGCACGCCAUCCUGUACUGGACUCUGGACGCCGCGUACGCGCUCUACGCUGACGCGAGCCCACGCCCCGUCAUGACUCGCGUGGCUUUUCUCAACGACAUCAUCGACGCCCUCGCCGCCACGCCGACGCCGUCAGUUCCGCGCCGUCGCACAAGCGGAAGCGUCCCUCUGCAGCGGCUGCUCGUCAUCACCACCUUUCCCUGCGAGCCGCUCUGCGACGCGACUGCCUCGCCUGCCGGUAGCUUCAUGAUAAGCGAUCGCGGCCGUGGACCUUUUGCGCCGCGUGCGGCGUUCAUCUCUGCAUCGCCGACUGUUUUCUGCUGUGGCAGCCAGUAA